CUUUGAGGCGGGUGCAGAUCUUUUUGCCCCAGAGCUGUUGGUUGCCCAGAGCGCAGCCGAGCUCUCCGGAUUGGUGGGUGCACCCCAGUGUCUGUCCAGGGCCCGCCUUCUGCCUUUUUCUGCUUCGGAUAGACCAUGGCCCUGAGAGCAUGUGGUUUGAUCAUCUUCCGAAGACGCCUCAUUCCCAAGGUGGAUAACACUGCAAUUGAGUUUCUACUGCUGCAGGCCUCCAAUGGCAUUCAUCACUGGACUCCUCCCAAAGGCCACGUGGAACCAGGAGAAAGUGACCUGCAAACAGCCCUGCGGGAGACUCAGGAGGAAGCAGGCAUAGAUGCAGGCCAGCUGACCAUCAUUGAAGGCUUCAGAAAGGAGCUCAAUUAUGUGGCCUGGGAGAAGCCUAAAACCGUCAUCUACUGGCUGGCGGAAGUAAAGGACUACGAUGUGGAGGUCCGCCUCUCCCGAGAGCACCAGGCCUACCGCUGGCUGGGGCUGGAUGAGGCCUGCCAGUUGGCUCAGUUCAAGGACAUGAAGGCAGUGCUCCAAGAAGGACACCAGUUUCUCUGCUCCAUGGCAGCCUGAGCUGACCAGAGCAGGGUCUUUGGCUUCAGUAGGAUCCUUGAGGGCCUUCUGAGAUGAGCCCACCUUCACUUCCGGGGAAGGGUGUGCUGAUCUUUGGCUCAUCACAGCUGAGAACAGCUAGGUUAGCAAAAUCACCUGAGGACUCUCAGAGGCAGGCAAGCAAAUCUCUCAGCUGGGUGGAAAAGGAGGCAAAGAAGGAGUUUAAAAAAAAAAAAAAAAAAAAGCUCAGUGAGUGCAUCCUUGUACUUUAUGAAUAAACCCAAAGCAGCUUA
Molecule: messenger RNA, 851 nt
Organism: Phacochoerus africanus (Common warthog)
Lineage: Eukaryota; Metazoa; Chordata; Mammalia; Artiodactyla; Suidae
Gene: NUDT2
Product: nudix hydrolase 2
Exons: 3
Coding region: 136-579 (147 amino acids)
Biological process (GO): ATP biosynthetic process; AMP biosynthetic process
Molecular function (GO): bis(5'-nucleosyl)-tetraphosphatase (asymmetrical) activity
Source: RefSeq, a predicted model, not a curated record